Messenger RNA from Caretta caretta (loggerhead turtle), 4781 nucleotides. RefSeq names its product leucine rich repeat, Ig-like and transmembrane domains 2 (gene LRIT2). The record is from RefSeq and is a predicted model, not a curated record. Gene Ontology annotation, molecular function: protein binding. Lineage: Eukaryota; Metazoa; Chordata; Testudines; Cheloniidae.
UAUCUGGUACAGACUCUGUGUUUUCUUAAAGAAGAAUAUGGACCCCAUUUGUUGUGUCAUUUUUCUUCUUCUGGCCUUUUACAGGAUAAACCCAGCUCUUUCUUAUUGUGUUAUAGGAUGCUCCUGCUCCAGUGAUAGCUUUGGAAGGAGUGUGCUGUGCAUGUCUACAUCCCUGAGAAAGAUACCUGGAGACAUCCCUCAAGACAUCAGAAAAAUUAGAAUAGAAAACUCUCAUCUAACAGAACUGCCUCGUGGGUCAUUCUCCAAUGCCAGUGCCUUGGAAUACCUUUGGCUGAAUUUUAAUAAUAUCACAGUUAUGCACCUAAAAAGCUUAGAAUACCUGAAGGAUCUGACAGAGCUGAGAUUGCAGGGAAACAAGUUAAGUUCAGUUCCAUGGACAACAUUUCAAGAUACUCCAGCUUUAAAAAUAUUGGAUCUAAAGCACAAUAGACUGGAUGUUCUUCCAGAGCAUGCACUCAGGUAUCUGCCCAAUCUGACCUACUUAGACUUAUCCUCAAAUCAGCUUACUGUCAUAUCCAGGGAUGUCUUCUAUAAUUGGCCUGUGUACCAGAAAACCCAGCAGUCUGAGAGGAAGAUGGAAGCUAUUUCCAAUGCUGUCCUGGCUUUACAUGAUAACCCAUGGAUCUGUGACUGUCGCCUUAGGGGAUUUGUCCAGUUUAUCAAAUCAGUUAGCCCACCAGUUAUUCUGAUGAAUUCUUAUUUAACUUGUUCAAGCCCUAAAUUUAGGGCAGGGAAGUUCUUUCAUGAAGUGGAGCUCAACAGUUGCAUGAAGCCAUUAACGUCAUCCGUUGACACCAACCUGACUGUACAUGUGGGAUCGAAUGUUACCAUGGCCUGCUUGGUACAGGGCAGCCCCUCCCCAGCAGUCUGGUGGACCUAUGGCCUAAAACAUUUAAGGGCAUUUACUGUGUCCACUACACACAUCAAUGAAGAUACAAUGAAAUCAGAGCUGGUGAUUCCUUCAGCUCACCUUAUGGAUGAGGGCAAUUACACCUGCACGGCUGCCAACUUCAUUGGCAACACCUCUACUAUAAUCUCCCUGAAAAUCCAGGCUCCCAGAAUGGUAGCUUCUUCCUCGUCUUUCUCUUCCUCUGUCUCAGAAGAGAAUGCCUAUGUUGAUGUGAGGAUUGCCAAGCAGACAGUGUAUGGGAUUACGCUGGAGUGGUAUGCAGUGACUGAGAAUCCAGGAGAAACUUGGUACACCCUCCACUUUGGGAAGUAUGACGACUCCAAGAAGGAGAUGAUUUACAUUGGCCCGGGCACCAAUACAUAUUCAGUCAACGACUUGCUCCCAGCUACCAAGUAUGAGGUGUGUGUCACUUUAAGGAACCAGACACCCCGAAAGGGCCAAUGCAUUGUGUUUGUCACAGGCAGUGACAUCAGUGAACUGGAGCAGAGGGAAAAGCUCAUCCAUAUCAUCAUCAUUGUGUGUGCCAUGGUGCUGGCAGUCCCCGCUGGGAUGUAUGCGUGCACUACGGAGACCCGGCUUAACUGCAUGGAGAAGUGCGCUGGAUUCUGCCACAAGAAUCGCAAAGGGCAGAAGAACCUGAGAGCAGGCAACAAAGAAAACACCUUUGACAGCUUGCCAACCGGCAGUGAGGAGGGGCUGUGUUACCGAGACUCCAGUGAAGACAAGAGAAAGCCAAGGUCUCCGGAGGACAAGGAGAAACCCGACAAACACAAAUCUAAUCACAGAAAUAGCGCUGAUCUCUAUUAGUGGAUAAAAAUUCAAUCCCAUAUUAGAUUAGAUCAAGUUAAAUAUAGAAGGACCAACAAAAAUAUACGUACACCUAGGUAUCUGUGUUACAUAAACCCUGGGCAUGUGAUAUGCAGACAUACAAUCUUGUUUUUCUAAGGGUUUUUAGAAACAUUUGAAACUUUAAGGAAAAACGGGGUUAUUGGUAAGCAGGAGAGUAAUGCAUGGCAUACACAUUGCUGGGAGGGGAGCCAAUAUACAUACUUCCAGCUGCCUGGGAAAUUCAAUUAAAUAGAGGACAGAUACAUGGCAUUGUAAUCUUUACAAAUUAUUCAUACAUGGACAACCCUUGGGGAAAUUACUGAGAGAAAUUUAUUCUAGUAUUUUCAUAUAUAUACAUAUAUGAAAUAUAUAUAUAUAUUACCAUCUGGCAGUGAGGAGUGGGCUGUGUUACCGAGACUCCAGUGAAGACAAGAGAAAUAUAUAUAUAUCCAUCCUAUUAACUAUUUGAGCCAAAAAUGGCUCCUUCAGCCCUUACUGCAGCUUAAUGCUGAUAGAAUUUUAUUUCCUCAUUGGGUACCAUUUUGUCUAAGUCAGUCUCUCACUUGCAUAGCUUCAUUGACCAAGGGGGUUUCAGAAGUGGGAAAGAAUUAUUUUUAAUCUCUCAUUGUUAAAUACGUGCUUUUAUCCUGUGCUCUUUGGAGUAUCCAUAUUGCAUCAUUUGGGGACAGUGAACACGAGAGCUUUGAAGAUGACUUUCCUUACCACCCUGUUUCACUUGCUUAUAACUUUUCAGAAAUUAUUCUUUGGGUUGCAACUUGCCAGGGCUUUGGUCUUAGGGCAAACUGAUAUGUUUUUGUUAUUUUUUGUUGGGGUAAGUUCACAGAAAAAGAAAAUGUUAGCAGUUUUUCAGUAAUCUCCAUGUGAAAAUAUACACUUUUUUCCCAUUUUCAAGGAAAUUUAAGAACUAUUUUUCACAAAGAUGAUUGAAAAACAACUGUACUUUGUAAUGUUAAACAUCACAUGGAGCUAGUCCUCAAAGGGGAAUAGUCCCUGAUUAUCUGAAACAAAGUAACACAAUAACAGUUGUCUAAUGUAGGAAUUUUUUUAGGUUUCCUUCCUCUUCCCCCCACCCCUGAAAUUUCUUUUUUUUCCCUCGUUUUCCAAAGAAAACUCCAAACCUUAAGUAAUCUAUAUUUUCCACAAACAUGUUCAUUUAUCUCAAAAAGCCAUUUUUUUCACUAAAAAACCAGUUUUGAUGACAAUUUUUUGGCAGCUCUAUUAAGGAUAAAAUUAAAUCAAAUCCAGCAACAUUAUUUAGGCAAAUAAUUGUGUUGUCAGCCAUGACAGUUAUUCAAAAGUCCAGAUUGUUAAAGCUAAGGUUUCUCCCAUUUUCCUUUCUUAGUUUUUUCCUUUUGUAUGCAUAUGCGAACCUACAUGCAUCCACAAAAAUUAGAUUUGAAACACACAGGGAAAUCCUGGCAAAAUUCUCAUUGACUUCAGUGUGGACCAUAUUUCAGCUACCGAAUCCGUUUCUCAUUUAUAGUAAGGCCCCUGGGGUACACUAGUCUGGUAGUGUAAUCCAGCUCACAACUUUAAUUCCGAAUGGAUAAAUAGAAGUCAAACCGUGCAGCUAUCUAUGGUACUUGUACAGGCAGGGAAUUAUUAAUGACAUCACACUCUUUUAUUUCACUGUACUUACAGAAAGGGAGUCACACACAUCACAGACUGCAGGAGUUUGCUGGAUCUUGGCACUUCUAGAAGAACAGUGGCUGAUCCUACUGAAGCAGCUCUGUAUUCCCAACAGACUCUUUGAAACAAAGUAUGUUUUUAAAAGGGAGAAUCAUUUAACUUAUAAAUUAUGGUUAUCCAUACAGUGAGGCCCAACUGUCUGAUCAGCCUUGCACAGAACAUAGGAAGAAAAAAACAUCUCCUGUCCCAAGGAAAUGCUUCUAUUAAUUAUUAAUUUGUAUUAUAUGUAUUGUGAUAGCAGAUGAGAUUCCCAGUCAUGCACCAGGACCCUCAUUGUGCUAGGUUUUGGGUUAAGAGCUGACUCAGCCUCUGAAGCUGUACAGGGUGCGCCCCUGGUGUUUCAGGGCAUAUACCACAUCCAUGGCCGUCACUGUCUUCCGCUUGGCCUGCUUGGUGAAGUCACCGUGUUGCGGAUCACGUUCUCCAGGAAAACCUUCAGCACCCCGCGAGUCUCUUCAUAGAUCAGCCCCGAGAUGCGCUUCACCCCGCUGCGGCUAGCCAAGCAGAGGAUUGCAGGCUUCGUAAUGCUCUGGAUGUUGUCUCGUAAAACCUUGCGGUGCCUCUUUGCACUGCCUUUUCCCAACCCCUUUCCGCCCUUGCCGUGACCAGACAUCCUGCAAACAAGCAGCUAACACCACCACCACCACUGUGUGCUGUGUGAACACAGAACAAAAAGAUGUCCCCUGCUCCAAAGAGCUUACAAUCCAAGUAAUGCAUAUCCUUAAAUUUGAAAAUUAAAGUUUUUCCUUCAAACGUAAGGAAAAUCAGUGUGAAAAAGCAGUUACACACCUUCUAACAGUGUAGUUACAGUUGUGUUUCUCAGGAGUUGGAAGACACUUGAUUUUUGGCCUCCUGCUUUAAAAGAUAGCCAAGGCAUGUUGCUAUCUGGUAUACAUGCAAAUGGAUUGCUGCAGAAGUCAUCAGAAAACAAAGUAGAGCUGAAAACAGUGCUUUAGAUGGAUCUUAAUAAGCUUGGCUGAGAUUCACUCUGUCGUCUCCUAGGUUUUAUGGUAAUACUUCAGUAACAAGAAGUAAACAAUGCUUUCCAAAGUUUUUUUAUAUGGGGUUACAUUUUCUUCUCCAGUGCUUAUUAAUUCCACAGUUUAUUGUACAAAUAUUUAAUUAUAACUGUUUAGUUCAUCUUCUCUUACUUUCCAGUUUGUUUUAUGUCAUUUUGUAGGCUUGACUAAUAAUUCUUAGUUGUAAAAUAUGGUUUUAAAAUAAAAUAAUUGAUUUUCAGAAUACCCAGAGUUUUACCCAUUAGUGAAUUUUACUUCCCUGUGCACGUUUGGUCUUUUUACUAUACUUGCCA